Molecule: messenger RNA, 2682 nt
Organism: Amphimedon queenslandica
Lineage: Eukaryota; Metazoa; Porifera; Demospongiae; Haplosclerida; Niphatidae
Exons: 13
Coding region: 15-2609 (864 amino acids)
Cellular component (GO): Golgi apparatus; TRAPP complex
Molecular function (GO): calcium ion binding; protein binding
Source: RefSeq, a predicted model, not a curated record
CUUUAUUGGUCAAAAUGGGGCAAGGUGGCAGUCAUGAUUUUCAGGAAGUUUUCCAGUCAACUGUAGCUGAACUAUCCCAGUUGCAGCUAGCAGAGCUUGGGAAUCAGUUUAACGAGUUGUACAGGCAGGCUGGUGGAGAACGUGGGCGUGUCAUAGAUAGGGAGAAGUUUUCACUUUACUUUAAUCUUCCCGUGGCACUGGGAGAUAGACUCUUUGAUGCCUUUGACAAGAAAAAGAAUGGAUCUAUUGAUUUCGAAGAGUUUGUCUGCGGACUAUCAAUCAUUCUUCAUGGCUCUUUCUCCACAAAAUGUCAGCUCUUAUUUGACUUGUUCAAUAUUUCCGGAGACGAAGGGGUAAGCCGUGAAGAGCUCCAUUCUCUUCUCUCUUCAGUGGUACACUCAACUAAUACUAUAAUACUAACAGUCACUGAGGGAGGAGUUGAUAAUGAGAGUGGAAUAGUUACUGAUCCAGAAUCAUCUAUUGCCAGUGUUGUUGAUGCUGCUUUUGAAAACUGUGACAUCUCUCGCUCUGGUAAGCUCCUCCCACUCGAGUUUGAGUACUGGCUGAAGAGGAACCCUCAGGUCCUGGACUACCUGUUACCAAAAACCCCGGAAGCUUCUAACGUUAAGACUCGCCAUGGAAGCAUGCUUGCUACUCUCCUGGCAAUCGAUGAAGAUGAACCAGGGACCGAGGAAGCCAUGGAAAUCACACCCUUAGAAACCACACCCAAUCCUAUUGAGACGACUUCAAUUGACAUUAGUAGCACAGAUAUUGAUAUGGAGGACCAGGACGAGAGGAACAGUAUCGGACAAGUAGAGCCACCUCCUUCAGAUGAAGAGGAGGAGGGAGAGGAGAACAAGGAGGAGGGGGAGGAGAACAAGGAGGAGGAGAAGGAAGAGAAUGAGGAAGAGAGGGACAUUGAAACACAAUUAGUAGAAGAAGGGAAAGAGAGAGAGAGAGAAGAAAAGGUAGAAAAGGAGGUAGUAGAAAGAAAAGAAGAGAUAAAGGUAGACAUUGAGACAGAGGGAGGAGAGGAAGUCCCUGGAACUGAAGAAGGCGAAAUGGCACUACCUGAGACUGUCAAUGAGCAAGUAUCAACUGACAAAGAGAAACCAAAAGAAGACACAACAAAGAAAAGAGAGAGUGUCAAAGAAGAUGACAAAGUACAAAUAUGUAACUUGACAGCAAGUGAAGAAACGCUAAAACUAGCAAGACAGCUAUCAAAAGAUUUCAAGGAGGCCCUCAGCCCGACUGGCAGUGAUGAUUUUAUUCUACCAACGCAGUAUGAGGACACGAGCGAUAGUGGAGAGAAAAGGAGAGAGAAGGAGAUCAAUGAUGACAUAUUGUGUUCAUGGCUACCUGGUGAAUGGGUACAGCAGGUUUUGGCUAGUGGCAGGAUUGUCUCACCCGAGCACUUGACUCAACCUGGACUCAUCUCUCCUACUGGAAAAUCUGAUCCAAUAGGUGAAGUAUUAAUGGCAACUUUCCCAGGAUCUGAAAGAAGACAAUUACUCACUGCAGACCAAGUGACCAUGGACCACGAAGGACUUAUGAACCUGAUACAUAAUGGCUGCUAUCAUGAGGCACUGAGACUCACGUCACUUGUUCUUUCAGCUCACGGUCAGGGAAUUAAUCAGAUUGGAUCCAUGACUGUACACACACACAAGACUCUACAAAUGUGGUGUGCUCGAUUGUCAUUGUUGUGUCAGUUGGAGAGAUACGAUGAGGCUAAACAAGAAAUGGAGCCGUUUAAGGAUUUGGACCAACCUGAUCUUUACUAUCAGUACAAUAAACACAACUAUCCUGGAAAAAAAGGUAGCAUGGUACCAUACAGUAUGAGACUGUUACAUGCACAGUUGCCAUUAUACACUGGUAACAUUCAACUAGCAAUGAACAGGGUGUGCUUCCUCCAGUAUGUUACUGGGACUAUCCUCCGUCAUAUCAAAGAAAAGAAAAAGAUGCCUUUUAUCGAUGAACUGCUCUCAGAUGAAGAUCAGCAACUGGCAGAGGAGGUUUGGACCAAGAGAUUAGCUCACGUGAAGUGUUUACUAGGAAACUGUCUACUAAGCAUCAAAGAUUAUUCACUUGUUCGUAACUUACUUCAUGAAGUGAUCGAGUUGCUGCCUGAUCAGAAAGUACAGCUUCUUUCUUGCCUUGGGAGACUUUGCAUAUCAUAUGGUAAUUUGGUUGAUGCUGAAGAUUAUUUCUCACAAGUACUAGCAUUGCUAACACCAAAAGCAACUAAUGAAAAUAAAUCACUGACACAAGCUAAUAAAGGUCUAGUCAAUAUUUAUCAUAAUCAAUGGAUCAAAGCUGAGAAUGAUUUCAAAUCGAGUUCAACUUCGGACGCAAAAUCUCUUUAUAACAGUGCCAUGUGUGCCCUGUAUCAAGGAAAAUUACAACAAGCAAUUACUUCGAUUGAGGAUCUCAUCAAAACCACAUCCACCACUUCCUACUCUCCUCUUCAGGUCUCUCUUUUUAAGGUUCUCUUCUCACUCUAUGAACUUGAGUCUUCCAAAGGGCAGGCUAAGAAACUCUCGUGGCUUCCUUUUCUCGGAUACUUUGCUCCAGAAGGAUUCAGUCUUAAAUCAACAGGGAUGAUCGCAUGAUUUUUAAAAUGACAUUGAUUGAAAUUUGAAAUUAAUAUCUUUAAUAGCAAGAGUUAAUAGUAACAAAACAUCA